Trichoderma citrinoviride is the source of this 822-nucleotide messenger RNA. Its product is annotated as alpha/beta-hydrolase. The record is from RefSeq and is a predicted model, not a curated record. NCBI's taxonomy places the organism in Eukaryota, Fungi, Ascomycota, Sordariomycetes, Hypocreales, Hypocreaceae. Bases 1 to 822 code for a protein of 273 amino acids. Gene Ontology annotation, molecular function: catalytic activity. The transcript has 4 exons.
AUGCCGUUCCUCAAGCUGCAGGACCGCGACCGGCAGCUGUACUACAAUUUUGCGGCUCCCCAAAAUGCAGCCUCAGACUCCACUAAGAUAACCACCCUCGUCCUCAUUCACGGCUUGGGUUCGUCCAGCUCCUUUUAUGCUCCUGUUAUCCCGAGGCUCGUCGAAGCGGGAUACUCCUGUCUGGCACUCGACUCUCAUGGCUCCGGUUUGACCAAGUUAACUGGCGAGGGCGGCAGUAUCGAUACCAUCAUUGACGAUGUAGGAGCCGCCAUAUCAGCUCUCAACAUCCCGCCCAGUCGCGCCGUGAUAGUUGGUCAUUCCAUGGGCGGCCUCGUAGCCCCCGAAGCCACGCUCCGCUACCACUUCGCCGGCACCGUCCUGCUCGGCAGCAUCUUCCCUAAUGAAGCCCUCACAACGAACCUCAAAGCGAGGAUCGUCAAGGUCCAGCAAGAUGGAAUGGAUGCUCUGGUAGACGCGAUUCCCAAAGUCGGCACAGCACCGACAUCCACGCCCCUCCAGCGCGCAUUCAUCCGCGCUCUGCUCCUCGCCCAGACCCCAGAGGGCUAUAUUGCGAAUUGCAAAGCUGCGUGCAAUGCCUCUACUCCUGAAUAUGCGAGCAUCAAGACGCCGCUCUUGUUCGUGGUGGGUGCUCAAGACGUCGUGUGCCCGCUUACGGUCUCGAAGAAGAUAUACGACGACUGGGGCUCUGCGGAUAAGCAUCUGAAGAUACUUGACGGAACCGGUCACUGGUACUGCAUUGAGGCGCCCGAAAAGGUUGGCGAUGCCAUUGUUGAGUUUACGGAUGGUCUAAAAGUGGAAUAA